Guillardia theta CCMP2712 is the source of this 600-nucleotide messenger RNA. RefSeq lists its product as hypothetical. The transcript has 12 exons. The record is from RefSeq and is a predicted model, not a curated record. Gene Ontology annotation, cellular component: trans-Golgi network; membrane. Lineage: Eukaryota; Cryptophyceae; Pyrenomonadales; Geminigeraceae. Gene Ontology annotation, biological process: endoplasmic reticulum to Golgi vesicle-mediated transport. The coding region runs from base 1 to 600 and encodes 199 amino acids.
AUGCAGGUGCCGCUUGAAGAAACAACCUUGGAUGAACCUGUGAUGGAGACGCUGAAACGAGAGCUGCGGACGAUAGGGGACAAGAUGUGGAAGGUUGCUCUACCUGGAAGCGACUCCAAGAAGGAGCUCAAGAACUGGGAUUUGUGGGGCCCUCUUUUCCUUUGCCUUAUCCUCGCCAUCACAUUGAGCAGCGGGAGUUCUCAUGCUCAUGGGAUGGGAGACGAGGACGAGUCAGCUCCUGUCUUCGCCUCCGUCUUCGUCAUCGUCUGGUGCGGUGCAGCAGUUGUCACUGUGAAUGCUGUCUUGCUGGGAGGGACAGUGUCGUUCUUCCAGAGUAUCUGUGUAUUGGGGUACUGCGUCUUCCCGCUGGUGAUUUCUGCGCUGAUCUGUAUGACUGUGGGCUGGAUGAAAUGCAAGAAGACAGCAUGUGUUCUUGUUAGGUUUGGAAUGACUGCCAUCGGUCUUAUUUGGGCGUCACGCGCUUCUGUUGGCUUCCUCAACGAAGUUGUAUCUCCAAAACGAGCUGCCCUGGCGGCUUAUCCGGUUUAUCUUUUCUACACGGCCAUCGCCUGGAUCAUUCUUAUUCGAUCUUCUCCUUAA